Molecule: messenger RNA, 1301 nt
Organism: Perca flavescens (yellow perch)
Lineage: Eukaryota; Metazoa; Chordata; Actinopteri; Perciformes; Percidae
Gene: ncf1
Product: neutrophil cytosolic factor 1
Exons: 7
Biological process (GO): respiratory burst; superoxide anion generation
Cellular component (GO): cytoplasm; NADPH oxidase complex
Molecular function (GO): superoxide-generating NADPH oxidase activator activity; protein binding
Source: RefSeq, a predicted model, not a curated record
AAUGACUUUCUCUUCAGCCUGAGGAGAACCGAGAAGGUGGUGGAGUCCCCGGAGCUGGCCAGAGGCAACGCGUCCGAGAUCUCGGGGCCCAUCAUCCUGGACACCUACAGGGCGAUCGCUGACUUCACCAAGACGUCCAAACACGAGAUCAACCUGAACACCGGAGACCUGGUGGAGAUCGUAGAGAAGAACCAGAACGGCUGGUGGUUCUGCCAGGGGGAGUCCAAGCGCGGCUGGGUUCCUGCCACCUACCUGGAGCCUCUGGACGGACCCGACGAGGCCGAGGACGGCGAGCCGAACUAUGAAGGCGAGCUGCAUGUGGCCAUCCGAGCGUACCGGGCGGAGCAGGACGACGAGAUCUCGCUGGACCUCGGGGAGACCAUCGAGGUCAUUCACAAGCUGCUGGACGGCUGGUGGGUGGUCAGGAAGGGAGAGGAGACGGGCCACUUCCCCUCCAUGUUCCUGCAGGCUGCCGGUAAGAGAGAGAGACACGAGGCCGAGAGGACCACGCUGAACAAACCUCCACCACGCAGGUCCACCAUCCGAAACGCCAAAAGCAUCCACAACAAGACGAGCCGGCGGCCGAGCCAGGACUCGUACCGGCGCGCCAGCCGGCGCUACCUGCAGCAGAAGGGCAGCCGCCUGGCCGAGCCCGGCAGCAACGCCAAGAACACCAAGUCACCGCUGCAGGAGAAGAAGAACCACGAGAACAUCCCGGAGCACUCAGGCUCCAGCUCGGAGAGCGAGGCGAGGAAGGAGACUCCGGUCGUCCCACCGCGGCCGAGCGCCGAGUUAAUCCUGGAGCGCUGCAGCGAAAACACGUGCCAGAGAGUCAGCAUCCACCGGGCACACUCCGGCUCCGCCACGCCAGCUAGCACGCCAGCUAGCACGCCAGCUAGCACGCCAGCUAGCACGCCAGCUACGCACACGCUGGAGAACACAGAAUGAGGCCGCGAUCACACUCUGCGUCUUUUUAGACGAGAAGAAGUUCCUAUGAGGCUCUUUUGUAGUAAAACAAAUAUAGGAAAGAGAAGGUGUUUUGAUUCCAAAAAGCAGCCGAGAUCGUCUUUUGUUGCUAUAACGACAGCUGCAGUAUCCUUAGAGCGCUAUGUGGAGCUAAUGCUAACGCUAGCUAAGACAAAGAGAUGGAGCGACGGGAAACAGAUUCGCUUUUUCAAAGUUUUUGUCAUUUCACAAUAAUAUUUCUGUUCAUGUGUACAAGCUUCUAUCUGCUCUGUAGAGCUCUGUUUUAUUUAUUAGCUUCAUAAAUGUAAACAAUAAUAAAAGAGAACUUAAAUAUC